GCGGGUGGAUUGCUCGCCCCGCUGCCUGGUUGGGUUUUCGCCGAGAAAACGCAGCCCAGCAAGCAACAGCCUCAUCCCCCAACCCCCAAGAACUCCCCUUUGCUCCCACCUUGCGCCGAUUUCCAGGAAUUUUUCUCCGAGCAGAUCAGCGGUGGAGCAGCCAAGCCUGAUAUAGAUGGAUCUGGAGGUCAAGGAGCCAAGGCCGUCCAGCGAGCCAAACCUCUUCCUGCAAUGGGGCAGCCGGAAGCGGCUUCGCUGCGUCAAGACGCGCGAAGAUGGCUCGCCGUCGCCAGCUCGGUCUGAGGUGGUUAGACGCACCAUACCCCGGGUGAAUCGGCCCCUUCUGGGAGGCGAUGUUGCGCAGUUUCGUUCACCGCGGCGCCCUAGCACUCUCCACCGAAGGAAAUCUGAGGCUCUGGUGGGUGAGACCAGGCAGUCCAUAUCGGUCUCGCCGGACAAGGACCGGUAUUACUCCACCAGGGGCUCCCCGUUUACUUUUGAGGGGAAUGGCUUUGAGUUCAAUGGUGGAGUGGAGGAGAAGGGCAACACUGCUCUGCCAAGAUUCUUCAUCUCAUUGUCCAACAAGGAGAAAGAGGAGGACUUCAUGGUAAUGAAGGGCUGCAAGCUCCCACAGAGGCCUAAGAAGAGGCCCAAGUUGAUGCAGAAGUGCUUGCUUACGGUGUGCCCAGGAGCAUGGCUGUCAGAUUUGACCCAUGAGAGGUAUGAAGUUAGAGAGAAGAAGAGUUCCAAAAAGAGGGCUAGAGGACUGAAGGCUCUGUGCAUGGAGAGUGAUUCAGAGUAGAGGUGGAAGAGAGAUCAAAUUUUUUUGACCUCUGGUCGAUGCAGCAAAUAGGUAGCAUUGGCGGUUCUUUAACUAGACAAACCUAAGCAGCUAAUUUAGUGGGGGGAUCAAUACAUGUCCCCCCGCUCUUCUUAUUCACACCCUGUUGAAUGUCCAUGAUCCAUCCUUUAUUUUUCUUGUUGGUAACUUCCAAGAAUUGUCAUCUGGAACCGUGAACAAUGACCGAAACAGUAAUAUUAGACCAUUCCUGAUCUAGUGAGUUUGCAGUUCAGAUAGUGGGGCGCAUGUUAAUACAGAAUGCUGGUGGGACUAUGGAGUUUGGAGGUCUCUUAGGAUUGUCAUUUGUUGUAAUGUUAUGAAACUGGAGGAAAAUUCCUGGUUAAUCAGUUGAUUUGUUGGUGCUUUA
Lolium perenne is the source of this 1208-nucleotide messenger RNA. RefSeq lists its product as uncharacterized. The record is from RefSeq and is a predicted model, not a curated record. NCBI's taxonomy places the organism in Eukaryota, Viridiplantae, Streptophyta, Magnoliopsida, Poales, Poaceae.